UGCAAUGGCCAUGCAUCCCUCUGCUCUCGCUCGUACUCCAAUAUCACAUACCUUGGUGCUCACAACUCAUACGCUGCAGUACCCAACUCUGUCGCUUCGAAUCAGUUGGUAAACGUUACCACGCAACUCAACGACGGAAUCCGUCUUCUUCAGAACCAGGCCCAUCAGAACAAUGAGACGGGUAGUGAUGGUGUCGGGAUCAGUCUUUGUCAUACAAGUUGUGAUCUCCUCGAUGGUGGUACGAUUGAGGAGUACCUCACCGAAGUCGUUGCCUGGCUCGAAGCAAACCCAGACGAAGUGAUCACAAUCCUCUGGGUCAACUCCGACAACCUCUCCCCCUCCCUCUACGCAACAGUCUACGAAUCAACAAACCUCUCCGCAUACACCUACUCCCCUCCCACCUCCCUAACAACCCUUUCCGACCUCCCUACACUCUCCUCCCUCAUCGGGAACAAUACUCGCGUCAUCACCUUCAUGGACUCAAACGCGGAUGCUUCGAUCGUUGACUACAUCCUGCCCGAGUGGGACUUCGUGUUUGAGACGGCAUAUGAUUCGACGGAUGCCACUUUCCCGUGUGACCUUGAUCGCCCGAGUGGCGGGACAAGUGACGGGAAGCUUUAUCUGGUUAAUCAUUAUUUGGAUACGGAGAUUAUCUCUUCGGUGUUGAUUCCCGAUACAGCGGCACUCGAUACAACAAACGGGUACGCUUCGUUGCAGGCGAACUACGAGGGAUGUUAUGCGCUUUACUCUCGCCCUCCAAACUUCGUCUUGCUCGACUACUACUCCAUCCCGACAAACGGUUCAGUAUUCUCCUGGGUCGCAGAGCUCAACGGCGUCAACUAC
Molecule: messenger RNA, 843 nt
Organism: Saitoella complicata NRRL Y-17804
Lineage: Eukaryota; Fungi; Ascomycota; Saitoellomycetes; Saitoellales; Saitoellaceae
Product: PLC-like phosphodiesterase
Exons: 1
Biological process (GO): lipid metabolic process
Molecular function (GO): phosphoric diester hydrolase activity
Source: RefSeq, a predicted model, not a curated record